Molecule: messenger RNA, 2777 nt
Organism: Hippoglossus stenolepis (Pacific halibut)
Lineage: Eukaryota; Metazoa; Chordata; Actinopteri; Pleuronectiformes; Pleuronectidae
Product: glucocorticoid modulatory element-binding protein 1
Exons: 10
Coding region: 256-1722 (488 amino acids)
Biological process (GO): positive regulation of transcription by RNA polymerase II
Cellular component (GO): nucleus
Molecular function (GO): DNA-binding transcription activator activity, RNA polymerase II-specific; RNA polymerase II cis-regulatory region sequence-specific DNA binding
Source: RefSeq, a predicted model, not a curated record
GCGUGCGUGCGUGUGCGCCGCCGCCGCCAUGUUUGAGAGGCGCUCACACCAACGCGCGCCACAUAAGAGCAGUUUGACCGACUUUACACAUCGCGUGCGAACUAACCGCUUCUCGUGACAGCGGGACAGAUGCUUCUCAGGCGAACUCCGCUUCACUGCAGGAAGUGAGCGGAGCGGCGCAUGCUCCUCUGCGUCCCCCCGACCAGAGCAGCAUGAAGAGUGCGCGGCGGUGAGGACGCUCGGUGGGGAGGGCUGAUGGCGGGUGCUGAGGUCACUGUGUCUUCAGGGGAGCUCAUGGCGAUAAAGGAGGAGGAGGGGGAGUCCAGUGGCAACAACCAUAAGACUCAAGUCAUCCUGCACCUGCAGCCCAUCCUGCACGGGGAAAAUGAUGACAUUGCUGACACUGGCACUACAGUCUUGGCCAUAGAGACGCAUCAUGAUGACAGUAAAGCAGAAGGAGAGGAAAUCGAGUAUGGCUACCCCAUCACCUGCGGCGACAGCAGAGCGGUUCUGCUGUUCAAGAAGUUUGUGUGUCCAGGAAUCAAUGUCAGAUGUGUCAAAUUCAAUGACCAGCUCAUCAGUCCUAAGCAGUUCGUACAUCUGGCAGGGAAAGCCACUCUGAAGGACUGGAAGAGGGCCAUCAGACUUGGAGGGGUGAUGCUGAGGAAAAUGAUGGAUUCUGGCCAGAUAGAUUUCUACCAGCACGACUCGGUGUGCAGCAACACCUGCCGCAGCACUAAGUUUGAUGUGCUGAUCAACAGCACGAGGCUUCCUCCGGGGACCUUGGUGCAGCCGAGCCCAAGUCUGGCUCUUGACCCUCCUGGAGGACAGGGGCCUCCGCUGACAGAGAUUGUGCAUGAUGCAGCAGAGGUAGAGGAGACUUUGGGGGAUAGAUUUGGUGCAGCAGCAGAGUGGAGCCCUGGUCCAGCUCGACCUGUACACCCUGCUACCGCCAAUGGACAUGCAGCCAAGAGAAAGAGGGCUGACACAACUGAUGGAGUGUUGAGCCUGUGGAAGGGUGUGGCAGACUCCGGGCUGAUGGGGGAGGUCCUGUCCAGUCUCCAGACGGAAUUAUUAACGACUCUUAAAGGAGUGGAGGUUCGCAGUGAGAGGGCCAACCUGCAGGAGACAGAUGCCGUCGUACUUAAUUCCUUGUGUGAGAUGUUUGGGCUUCUAGACUCAGUGAAGCAGGCUCUGGACCUGAGGCGCAGCCACGGCGAGGAGAGCAAAAUGCACGACAGUGUGUUGGAUGGGAUUUUGGAGGAACAGAGGAGGCAGGUUUGUGAUAAAAGCACAUCCUUGAAACUCCUCCGACGUCAGCGCCACAACAACUGCCAAACCCAGAAUGUCCUGUCCCCUGUGAAAACAGUGAUCCAGCCUCUCUCUGUUCUGGGUUUAUCCGCCGCAUCUUCUGCUCACCUCUUCACCCAUUUCUCUGCCUCCACUGGCCUGCACCUCCCCACCAAAACUGGCAGGAUGGACAGCGACAGGGACCAUGAGCUUGGUGAGAUGAGGAGCCAGAAGAAGGUUCACCAGCGGGGACAAGAGGGCACGGAGAAACAGGACGCCUCAGGGAUCUUCAAAGAGCCUGGACUAAGGACUGGGAUGUCUCGAGAAGGCCUUCACCUUAGAAGUCAAGAGGAAGAGGAGACGGAGAGUUUGCACGAGAUCCAAAAGGUGAUUAUCGGAAGAAAGUCCUCAAAGAAACAUAAAAGUAAGUGAGCGAGAGGGAGAUGUUUCCAAAAGGAAGCUAAAGAACUAAGAGAGGAGGGAACAAGCCGGAGACCAGAAGACUUAAAGGAUAAAAGAUAGAAAACAAUGUUACUUUGUAAACAGUGUUGUUUUUUCUUUUCAUGAGUACACUGUAGUUACUUUAGUUGAGUUGUGGAUACUUCAGUGGGGUUGCAGGCAGAGAUCUGUUCAUGCAUCAAGUUUUUUAAAUUGCACAUUUAAGGAGACCAGUCUGGGCGUCUGCUUUUCUAACAUUUCAACAAAUGGGUUGAGGAGAUUCAUUGGUUAAAAGAUAAAAGAUAAAUGAACUUUUUGCAGCUCUAAAUGCAGUGUUUUACAAUAUGUCACUUUAUAUGUUAUGGAAAAUUGCUAAUAUUUUUUUAUAUGACUUUUGGAUUUUUUUUUAAACCAGAAAAAGUCAAUCAAUUUAUAAAGAAAAUUGAUAGUGAUAAUAAUUGUCUGUUGCAGCCCUCCUUUCUCAUCUAAUUGAUUAGAAAACAGGGUUUUUGUGACAGAAAUCAAUGUCAUUUUAUUAAAAUUUCAGUCCAAUGAUUUUAAAAUCUGUAAAUAUAAUAUUUGAUUCUACCUUUGGUUAAUGGUGAUGAAACAUUGUCGGCAAAUCUUUCAGGUUGCUGUGACAAAUAAAUGUAUAACUAACUUCUAGUAAAAUUUGUAAAUUAACAUUCACUUGUGUUUAGAAUUUUGUGAAAUAUGUCACACCCUGGCUUGUAUUUUGGCCCAUGUAAUGAUACCUAAGACCUGCCUAACAUCUAUGCACCACUGCCUGAAGAAUACUUUCUACUAUUCUUAAUCUGAGACAGUGAAGACUAUACAGUAUAUUAAAUAAGUAUUGUGACUGUUGGCGUGUGCUGUUGCUUUAUCCAGGGUACUGUGUACUAACCUGCCAGAAAUACAGAGUCAUAUACAUAUAUAAAUAACCUCCACUCCCUUUACUAUAGAAAACUGACAAAGGAGAAAAAUAUAUGAAACUGUGACCGUGUAAAAAUAAUGAGCACUUUUUAAAUAAAAAACAUUUACAUAUCAUA